AUGGCGUGUUCGGCGAGGCGCUGCCUCUCUCUGCUCGCGCUUUGGUGCACCGCCGGGUCGUUAGCCACGGCGGUACCGGCGCGGCUCGGCGUGGUGCUGGACCUGACUAGCGACGUGGGGAGGAAGAGCCUCGCCUGCAUCUCCGUGGCCCUGGAUGACUUCUACCUGAAACGUCCGGGCUGCAGCCAGCGGGUGGAGCUAUGCGUGAGGGACUCGGGCGGACAGGCCGUCAAGGCGGCGCAAGCUGCCGAUGAUCUUAUCAAUAAUGCCCGAGUGCAGGCCAUCAUUUGGGUUCCUCAAACAUCGACAGAAAUAGAUUUCCUCUCCUACCUGGGCCGCCGCCACCGCAUUCCGGUUCUCUCUUUCUCCGGCAUUUCCCCAACAUCCUGCACCUUCUGGCUAGAAGAUCCUGCAACAGCUUCCAGGGGUCACAGCAAGAUCGGCUUUACACUUGACAAUGACACUAUAACAUUUCUUACUCCAAAAACUGGUAGACGAAAUGACAGGAAAUUACAGACAGGAAAAGCAAGGAUGAACUGCAGAAGCCAUAAUAAGACGUUGCUCAGGAUUGCGGUGCCGCAGAAAGAAGGUUUUGAAGAUUUUGUGCAUGUUGCCGAUCCGAAUACCAGUUACCAAAAGGUCACUGGCUACAGCAUUGAUAUCUUCGAAGCCGCUAUGAAGCAGCUACGUCGUCCACCACGCUAUGAGUUUUAUGUCUUCCAUGGUUCCUACGAUGCGCUAGUAGGCAACGUGUCUUCAGGGGUGUAUGAUGCAGCAGUUGGUGAUGUUAGCAUAACUCCUGAUCGAGCUGCUGACACAGAUUUUACAAUGCCAUACACACAAUCUGGAGUGUUUAUGCUUGUGCUCGCUGAGGACGAGCCAGAAACAGUUGAGUGGAAAUUUGUGAAGCCACUGAGUUCGGCACUUUGGUUUACAACUGUGGGCUUCUUCUUCUAUACUGGCUUUGUUGUGUGGAUGAUUGAGCGCUCCAGAAAUCAAGAGUACCAGGGAUCAAAUUUGAGACAGUUCAGCACCGCUUCUUACUUCGCUUUCUCUACUUUGACAUUUUCACAUGCUCAGACUAUUAGAAGCCCCUUGUCAAAAAUUGUUGUGGUGGUAUGGUGCUUUGUGGUUCUGAUUGUAGUGCAGAGUUACACAGCAAGCUUGUCAGCCAUACUAACCGCAAAGAGCCGCCGGCCUUCAGUGACAGAUCUGAACCAGCUCCAGCUCAGGAAUGGCUCUGUUGGACACCAAGAGGGGUCAUUUCUGCGGUCCAUCUUGAUAAAAAAUUAUUAUUUCGACAAAGAUAGGCUACAGAGCUACAUAAAGAAAGAGGACUAUGCUGAUGCUUUGAGAAAUGGAUCGGUAUCAGCUAUCGUUGAUGAGCUUCCCUUCUUGACAUCAUUCCUCUCUGAUCCUCGGAAUAAGGAAGACUUUAGGAUGGUUAAUCUCAUGUACAUGACUCCUGGAUUUGGUUUUGCAUUCUGUCUAGGUUCGCCGCUCGUGCAUGAUCUUUCUACUGCCAUCUUGAACAUAACUGGAGGCGACGAGGGAUUGAGGAUUCAACGAAAAUGGUUAGGCGCAGAUCCACAGUCGUCAUCGGUGGGUGAUGGCAGCUCCGACCCUGAUUCCACGCAAAUCAGUUUGCCAAGCGUCGCUGGUGCGUUCGUCAUCACCGGAGUUAUUUCGACUCUCAUGCUGCUGGUAAGCAUUGGGAGGCUGGUUCAUGCCAGCCGUACCAGUGGGAGAGUAGCUGAUGUGGAAAGUUUCAAUGGUGGUGGUGGUGACAACGUCGGCCAAGAUUCUCUUCAAUUGGAGAAUGGCAACAUAGGCCACGAUUCUGCUGCCUCGGAUCAACCCCUCUGUGAAACCGCGAACAGCGAGUCCCAUUGGCGCUUUGAGAAUGCUGGUGGCCAAGAGGCUUGUCCAAUGCAGCAGAAUGGCAUGCACAGCGGCUCUGCGGCUGCAGAAUCCAUCCAGAUUGAGAUGAGAACUGUCUGA
Molecule: messenger RNA, 2001 nt
Organism: Triticum dicoccoides
Lineage: Eukaryota; Viridiplantae; Streptophyta; Magnoliopsida; Poales; Poaceae
Product: glutamate receptor 2.7-like
Exons: 5
Coding region: 1-2001 (666 amino acids)
Cellular component (GO): membrane
Molecular function (GO): ligand-gated monoatomic ion channel activity
Source: RefSeq, a predicted model, not a curated record